Messenger RNA from Podarcis lilfordi (Lilford's wall lizard), 3309 nucleotides. The record is from the annotation of a GenBank genome assembly. NCBI's taxonomy places the organism in Eukaryota, Metazoa, Chordata, Lepidosauria, Squamata, Lacertidae.
AUGUCUCUGGAGGACCCGUUCUUCGUGGUGAAAGGGUGAGUGGCAGCCACUCCCACGGCCGCCGCAAACUCCGUCUUUCCUCGCCCCUGGUGGGGAUAGGCGCCGCAGCAAGGCAGCCUGGCCCCGCGUGGGUCUGCGAGCGUGGGAAGCGUCGGGUAACGCGGGGAUGUGGAGGCGGGGCGGGGGCGAGAAGCUAGAGAACUCUGAUUAGAAACCCGCCUCAGCUAAGGAACUUCGUCGAAACUCCGUUUAUUAGCCGGUCCUAAUAAAGGCACUGCCCUACUUCUAUAUUAUUAUUAUUAUUAUUAUUUUAUUAUUAUUAUUUUCCACCCUAAUGGAUCAAACUCUCACGAAAGCCGCCACAGGGUCACAGCAAAGCGGAUGCAUUUCAGCCUCGAAUUUGGGACUCUAUUUAGGGUUCUUGCUACAACACACUUUAUAAAUUUUAUGGACCGCUCAUAUUUGGGGAACUGUGGACAUUACUAAAAAUUAUUGUGCACAAAUAUUCCACGAUGACAGAAUCGUGUGUCUGAACAAGCUACAGCCCCCAAAAUAUGUGUCUGUGACAAGUAAUCAGUUUCUGUAGCUGAGUAUACUUACACACACACACACACGAGACUAAAAAAGGAAGUUACUUUGUAGAAAUGGGGCGGGGGGGGGUUGGUAAAAUAUUUUGCUUGACACUUGCACUUUGAAAGAAUUGCUGAGUAGGAUAACAAGGGAUUAUAAUAACCACUGGGAAUUAGUGAUGUUUUCCAGUUUCAUAUUUCAUAUUUAACAGACUAUUCUCAAAAACCCUUGAAUAUACUUGGUUGCGAUUUGUCCCUUGAUCUCCUUCCUCAUAUUGUCUUACUGAUCUGGUGAAUGGUGGGACUCUAUAUAAUUUGCCAGCUUGAAGGAACACUCUUGAGUUUUGGCAGCUGGAUCUCAUAGAUGGGAACAAGGAGAUCUAGAGUUCUGUGCUUUGCUCUCUCUUUAAAUCUACUGUUCUUUGUUUGGAUGAUGAAAACAGACCUAUGCCUCCCUUUCACCACACUUAUCCUCUGUGAACAUCCCAUUUUAUAGCAGACAUGGGAAACCUAUGCCGCUCCCCUGGGCAGAUGUUGUUAGACUCCAGCUCCCAUCAGCCUCAGUCGGCAUAGCCAAUGCCCAGGGAUGCUGGGAGCUGUAGUCCAGCAGUAUCAGGAGGGCCACACUUCUGCUAUAUAAUUGCAGUAAUUUUAACAGUGCCUUAUCUCAUUCACUGCCACAGUAGCCUUUCCAGUACUGUACAGAAUUAGAAGGAAUGGAACAGAGGCGGCUGGAAGAGAUGGCCAGUUGUAGGCUAACUACUAGUUUGCAUCUUUCAGACACCACUAUUUGUUUCUGUCGUUUAAUUAAAAAAUAAAAAAAAUUCAAUACUGGGUAAAAUCCAUUAGCACCACCUUCUGGAAUAAUUCAAACACCUAGCAACAGAACCACUGGAAUGUGGUACCCCCGGUUUGGAGGUUGAUUGUACUGAAGGUGCUGAGAGGUCUAGGACAGGCAUAGGCAAACUCGGCCCUCCAGAUGUUUUGGGACUGCAACUCCCAUCAUCCCUAGCUAACAGGACCAGUGGUCAGGGAUGAUGGGAAUUGUAGUCCCAAAGCAUCUGGAGGGCCAAGUUUGCCUAUGCCUGGUGUUGGACAACUCAUAGCAUCAUGCUCUCCAGGACUAUCUUUUGGCAAAGGCCAUUCAUUAGGGGAACCAAAGCUGUUUCAGUGCCAAAUGAAGGCAUGAAGCCAGACUGGAAUAUGUCAAGAUGAUCAGUGCUAUCCAUGUUUGCCUGGAGUUGACAGACCCUCCCCCUUUCGAGCAGCCUGCCCCCAAAUGGAAGUGCCCAUGGGGUGCUCAAAGCAUGGUUCCAUAAGUACUCCUCCAUAUGAAGUAUCCAGCAAUGAGAAACUCACCCACUUACUUUAAGAAGAAUCUCCACAUCAAAGGAGCUGACUUCAAGGUUUUAGGUUUAUGUAUAUUUAUUUGAGAUGACCCAUUAGGUAUCCUAGUGCAAUUGUCAGACUGUCAUUUCCUGGAGUGCAUGAGAUGCCACUUGAGUUAAUGAAGGUAUCUUGUUUCUGAUUAGAUCCAACUUUCCCUGACCCAGUGCUCUCCAGGUAUCGGUGGGAUUGCAGCUCCUAUAAGCCCCUGCCAGCAAAGACAAUAGUUAGGAAUGAUGGGAGUUGUAAUCCAUCAACAUCUGGAGGGCACUAGGUUGGGGAAGGCUGGACUGGAGGGAUCACCAAAAUGCAUUUACCCGCUGGACGUGUGCAAUAUUCACAUAUAUCUGUGCUAGACUGUUGUGAUCUAAAACAGGGCUGUAGCCAUGUUAGACUCUGGCUCCCAUCAUUUCUUACCAUUGGCCAGGCUGACUGGGACUGGAGGGAGUUGGGAGCCCAGACCAGGAACAUCCCGUUAGCUAGAGGUUUGCUACUACUGGACUAAAAGAAUGAAGAACCACCAUUUUUUUGUAAAACCUUCCUGCCUGGUCUCCAGGAGGCAGCUCUUAUCUGCCACCAGUGGUCCAGUGCGCACCUUUUUACAAGCCCAAUUUCCUCCAGGGUAACUCAUCUCUAGACCCACGGAGCCUGGAGUACCAUGUGGUUCUCCGGACAGCUAUUCAUACAGAUUUUCACCUUCCAAACAGUCCUCUGAAGUGAACUGUUUUUUUAAUGCAACAAUACCUUUCUCAGUAUAGAGAUGCAGCUGCUUCGAGGGAGGAAACUUUGCCUUAUGGGAGGCUCUCUGUCAGGUGGAACAGCGCUGCACAGCUUGCGGUUUGCCCACUUGAAUGGACCCAAUCGAUGAUAUAUGGGGACUCACCGGGGGUUUGGCAAACCUCUUACGCUUGUCACCUGCCUGCAGCUGCAGAAACAGAGCUGCUGCUACGCAAGGCCGGUGGGUUGUGUUCAGUCUGGUGGUCUCACGGCUUUGGCAGGAGAAAUAGUCCCCUGUCCUGGCUCGACCAGCUCAUCCCUGCCCUCUCUUGUAUUUGUGUUCUGUAGGGAAGUUCAGAAAGCCGUAAAUGCAGCACGUGGGCUCUAUCAGCGCUGGUGUCAGCUGCUGCAGGAGACGCAGGUCAUCAGCAAAGAGGAAUUUGACUGGACUACUAAUGAACUACGCAACAGCUUGCGCAGCAUCGACUGGGACCUGGAGGACCUAGAGGAAACCAUAUAUAUCCUUUUGAAGCUGGGGCUGGAACAGCGUAUGGGGGGGGGUCCCUCUCCAGGGAAUUAUGUUGCAUCAUUUUUUAAACGCACUGUCUGCUGCUCGGAUGGUAGCAGCAGGCAAUAG